GCCUGUCAUGAUUGAAUCAAACACAACACACAAACUAUUUGCCAUAUAGUUUGAUACAUUACAAAUAAAUUAAAGCGCAUAAUUUUAAAACAAAACUGUUGCGAUAAUGUUAUCCCGCCUUUUUGUCGCUGUGUCACUGCGAAGGGAGAUAAGUCACUUAACGGUUGGGUGACUCCUUAUUUGCUGACAGCAGAAGCGGCAGCACUCACUUGCACUCGUUCACUGUAAAACAGGAGGUGUAGACGAAAGAAGGUGAAUCAGUGAUGGUUCUGAAGGUGUUCUUCCCUCAAUGCUGCAACCGCGCAGCCAGCGGUCUGCUGGUGGGCCGCUGGAUUCCGGAGCACGACUCUGCCGUGGUGCUGGCCGUCAUCCACUACCCGUUCAUUCCCAGCCAUGUCAAACGCUACAUACAGCAGAUGGCAGCCGAGAGCCACGUGGAACUGUCUGUGUUGGGCUCGUGGAGCUUACCUCAGGAAGGCGAGGAGGGGAUGGAUAGCUUCCUGAAGGACCUGAGCACCAUGUUCCCCCAGCAACGCUGGCUCCAAAUCAGCCGCCGCAUGGGCCAGAAAGGCUUCACCUGCCACCUCCUCGGACCCACUCCACCACCAAAAGAGGUGAAGAAGACUGAGGAGGAAGUGGAAGAGGAGAGCGAAGAAGAGGAGGAGAAGGUGAUCUUUGUCCACUACGAGCAGAGGAAGGUGAUGUUGUCACAGCUUCACCCCGUCCAGAAUGGUGUCCCCGAAUCCAAAGCUGCUUUGCCGUCCGAGUUGAGACAGGUAUUCCACACGGUAUCUAGCAGCGGCCCCCUAUUUUUCUUGGACAAGUAUGACGAUGGUCCGCUGAAGUCCACCCAUUGGCAGUCUGACGGUCGAGAGGGAAGCAUCAUUGUGGAGCUCCUGAAACAGGCCUCUGUGCCGCUCUGCAUGCUCCUCAGCCGAAUACUGGCCGUGUGGACUUGGAUCUGCAGCAUGCGGGUCUUUGAUGUUUUCCCGCUACCCUUUCUGUGGUCCAAGUUUUCGUCCUGUGUACAGCUCAGCUACAGGACCCAACACCUCAAGACUCUCAGCUCACCAAAAUCGGCCGAGAAUCACACGCAGUUCAUCAGAAAGGCCAACAUGUUUGUGUCCAUCCUGAUGGAUGUGGGUCUGGGUCUGUUGCUGGCCUCCUGGCUCUACAGAGAUGACCAUAUUAGCAUGAUAUCCAACAUGCUCGUUCCCGCUGCAGACCAUGUUGCUAAGGAGCUACAGGAUCUGCUGCAGUGGCUAAUGGGCGCCCCGGCUGGGCUUAAGAUGAACCGGGCCCUGGACCAGGUGCUGGGCCGCUUCUUCCUCUAUCACAUUCAUCUGUGGAUCAAUUACGUGCAACUGUUGUCUCCGUUCAUGGAGUCCAUCCUGUGGUACGGCGGCCUGUCGGCGUGCCUGGGUUUGACCUUUGCCUUCUCUCUGCUGUCCGACAUGGUGGCGCUGCUCACCUUCCACAUCUACUGCUUCUACGUCUACGGAGCCAGGCUGUAUUGCCUGAAGAUCUACGGCCUAUCUUCGCUAUGGCGGCUCUUCAGGGGCAAGAAGUGGAACGUUCUGAGGCAAAGGGUCGACUCCUGCUCCUACGACCUGGAUCAGCUAUUCCUUGGUACGCUGCUGUUUACCAUCCUACUCUUCCUGCUGCCCACCACAGCCCUCUACUACUUGGUCUUUGCACUGUUGCGUCUGGUGAUCAUCCUGUUCCAGGGCGUCAUCCACCUGAGUGUGGAUUUCAUCAACUCCUUCCCGCUCUUUGCCAUCGGCCUUCGCGUGUGUCGUCCGUACAGACUCGCAGAGGGUGUGAGGUUCAGGGUGCUAAGUGAGGAGCCCGGAACUGCUCUUCACCUGCUCAUGGAGAUUAACCCGCUGAAGAGCAGCGCUGUGGUUGACACGUACCGCACGCCCACUUACAGCUGUUACCCCAAGGACUCAUGGGGCGCCCUGGCCAAGAAGCUCUUUGUCGGGGAGCUCAUCUACCCAUGGAGGCACACCAGCACCAAGAGCCACGCUGCCAAGACUGACUAACUGACUGACUGACUGAGCAGCACAAAAUGAAUAAGUCAUGAAAUGGAAACAGAUGGACGCAGGCAAGAGAGAGGAAAUGGAAACUAAAGUGGUAGCUGCUCUGAUCACUACAGCGACUAGUUCUGACUUGGAAAGGCGCCAGUUUUGUGAUAUUUCACUUCAAAUGAGAUAUGAGGGCAUAUACACCCCACACUGACUUCCCAACACUCAAAUAUUUUAUGUUAAAAAUGUCUACCAUCCUGUGAUGAAGUUACAGGUGUACCAUUUCUCAAACCCUUUUCUUAUGUUAUUUAUUUAACUAUUGAUAUUUUUAAUGCUGAAAUUGUCAUCCAGGUACUUACUACUUACCGUAUUUUCCGGACUAUAAGGCGCACUGGACUAUAAGGCGCACCUUCAACAAAUGGCCCAUUUUAAAACUUUGUCCAUAUAUAAGGCGCACCGGACUAUAAGGCGCACCAUUAAUGCAAUCACAAUAUAAUAACUUGAAAUAGUGAAAACAAUAUAUCAAUAAUGUUAAUAGCACACAACACACAAAAUAAACAUGUAAAGCUUACUUUAAUAAGUACAAAACAGUCAGAUAGAUCAGUAAACUUGAGAAGGUAAAGUUCCAUCCAUCCAUCAUUCUCUAUUUAGUCCAUAUAUAAGGCGCACCGGACUAUAAGCUUUUGAGAAAACUUGAGGUUUUUAGGUGCGCCUUAUAGUCCGGAAAAUACGGUACUUACUGUGUAUUGAGCUGCAGAAGUGCUAUUGUGUAUAAAAUAUAAUAAAAAAUAGCAAUUAUACUAAAAAAAUAACACAUUUUGCGGAUGUACUUUUGUGUAAAAAAUAUGAAUUAGAUAGUCAUUUUAGCCACCACAAAAAAUGCUCACACCAGGUCAAGCUCUAAUUUUUGUGUGUCAAUUGAAGUCUUAAUUUAGACCAAAUGAUGUGAAGUAGACAAGCUGUGAUUUUAUGCAAUUUCUUUGUAAUUCUACUAUAAUUAUAAUUUCUAAGUGUUAUUCAUAUUGUGCCUCUAAUGUUAUUUUUAGUGUACUGGAAUGGAAUAAGUUGUCUUAUUUGUGACUGAUUUGUACUCAUUUUUAUUGACUUUUCCAUAAUGCUCUCAUGUUGAGCCUUUGCCAUUAAACACUCUUCCCAAGAA
Messenger RNA from Syngnathus typhle (broad-nosed pipefish), 3186 nucleotides. It is a transcript of the gene pigq, whose product is annotated as phosphatidylinositol glycan anchor biosynthesis, class Q. Lineage: Eukaryota; Metazoa; Chordata; Actinopteri; Syngnathiformes; Syngnathidae. Gene Ontology annotation, cellular component: membrane; endoplasmic reticulum. Gene Ontology annotation, biological process: GPI anchor biosynthetic process. The record is from RefSeq and is a predicted model, not a curated record. The transcript is spliced from 13 exons. The coding region runs from base 264 to 2045 and encodes 593 amino acids.